AUGCACAUAAAAACACUCACGAUACAGGGCUUCAAAUCUUACCGAGAUCAGACACAGAUCGAACCGUUUUCCGCGAGGCAUAACGUUGUGGUCGGCAGGAACGGUUCUGGGAAGAGCAAUUUCUUUGCUGCCAUUCGCUUCGUCCUCUCCGAUGCAUAUACAUCCAUGUCUCGGGAGGAGCGGCAGGCCCUUCUCCACGAGGGUGUUUCCACCACAACUACCCUCUCUGCCUAUGUGGAGAUUGUCUUCGACAAUACGGACAACCGCUUUCCCACAGGCAGGGAGGAGGUUGUUCUUCGCCGCACAAUCGGAUUGAAGAAGGACGAAUACAGCUUGGACAAGAAGAGCGCGAGUAAAGCCGAUGUUAUGAACCUCUUGGAGAGCGCUGGGUUCAGCAAGUCAAAUCCUUACUACAUCGUGCCACAGGGCCGGAUUACAGCUCUCACGAAUGCGAAGGACCACGAGCGACUCGCUCUUCUCAAGGAAGUGGCGGGAACGAAAGUCUACGAGCAGCGACGCGCAGAGUCUCUCCGAAUCAUGAGCGAGACUGACGCCAAGCGUAACAAGAUCAGCGAACUCCUGGAGUACAUCGACUCGCGGCUGACCGAGCUCGAGGAGGAGAAGGAAGAACUCAAGGAAUUCCAGGAGAAGGACAAAGACAGGCGAUGUCUCGAGUACGCGCUGUAUCAGCGUGAGCUUGAGGAUGUCGCGGGAACGCUGGACGAAAUUGAGGAAGAGCGGAAGUCCGAGGUGCACGGGGCGAACUUGAGGAGAGAGCAGUUCAGCGAGCGAGAGCAGCAGAUCCAGUCCCUGGAGAAAAAGAUCUCCGAAGCCAAGCACUCCUAUUCUACGCUCACACUCACCCGCUAUGGUGCACAAUCUGAAUUGACGGAGCUCAUCCGCGCGCGUACUGAGCUCGAGUGCGUCGUGGACGAUCUACGCAGCGCAAACGACCGCGCGGGCGGCAAGCGCGCCGAGUACGAGGAGGAACUCGUUAACAUCAAUGCGCAGAUCGCGGAAAAGGAAGCCGCGCUAGCUGAGCUGCUCCCACAGUGGGAAGCACAGCGCGCGCAAGAGAGUGAGCACAGGCGUGCGCUUGACGACGCACGGGGGAGGCUCAAGGCGCUACACUCUAAACGCGGGCGCACCGGCCACUUCAGGACGCGCGCCGAACGCGACGCGUACCUGCGGCAAGAGAUUGCUUCCGUUGAAGCUCACCAGCGCACACAGACCGCUGCGCUCCACACCGCUCGAGAGGAACUGAACACUAUUCGAGGCAACUUGGCCGACGUGGAUACGCAGCUGCAGGGUAUCGAUGGUCGUGCGGAGGAAGCGAGAGCGAGAGUGAGAGAAAUUGGAGAAGAACUGAUCCGAUUGCAGGAGGAGAAGACGCAGAAGACGGAACAGCGCAAAGAUCUGUGGCGAGAGGAUGCCAAAUUGGAUACGACCAGUCGGCAUGCUCGCGACGAGCUUCGGGCGGCGGAGAGAACUUUGGCAGGCAUGAUGGACAAGGAUACCGGGAUGGGGUUGCGUUCCGUGGAUAACAUUGCGGAGCGGCUCUCGCUUCCCGGCGUUUAUGGCCCUCUUUAUCGCCUCUUCGAAAUAUCAGACCAAAAAUUCAACAUUGCUGUUGAACUGACGGCUGGAAAUAGCCUGUUUCACGUCGUAGUCGACACAGACCAAACGGCUCAAACAGUCCUUGAUAUUAUGUUGAAAGAGAAGGCUGGCCGUGUCACGUUUAUGCCGCUGAACCGCCUCAAGCCGAAGAACCCCACGCCCCCAAACGCGCAGGACGCGAUCCCACUCCUCGACAAGCUGAAAUUCGCCGCGAUGCACGAAAAGGCAUUCCAGCAGGUAUUCGGCAAAACCUGCGUGUGCCGCGACCUUACCGUCGCCGCAGCGUACGUCAAGAGCCAUGGCAUCAACACUAUCACGCUUGAUGGAGACAAGGUUGACCGCAAAGGCGCCCUCACCGGUGGAUAUCACGAUGUACGUCGCUCCCGUAUCGAAGCCAUCAAGAGCGUGACGAGCUGGAGGACCAAAUUCGAAACUGAGGAGAAAAGGUCGAAGGAGGUAAAAUCGCAGACACUUAAGAUCGACCAGGAGGUCACCCGCAUCGCGGGCCGGGUCCAGGUGCUGGUUAACCAGCAGAACCAGGCCAAAGCCCAGCGGGACAGCAUACAGGCCGACGCGAUGACGCUCUUGCAGGAGAAGGAGAGGCUAGAUGCUAGGGCGACGCGGUUGGAAGCUGACGUGGAGGAUCUAGAAAGUGAACUGAGGACUCUUGCAACGAGACUGCAGGGAUACCGCGCAGAGAUCAGUACCCCAAUGGCGGCUGGGCUUUCUGAAGAGGAGGAGCAACUGAUCGGUGAGCUUGAACAGGAGGUUCAGACAUUGCAAAAGGAGAUGGUGGAGAUGUCGAAGAAUAAGAAUGAGAUCGGCAGCCGGAAGAACAUCCUUCAGAUUGAGUUAAAUGAAAAUCUUCGCCGGCGUCGCGAAGAGUUGCGUGCAAAAAUCGAAGCCUUGGGGAUACCUGACGAUGGCGAUGCCACUGCAGCAGAUGACUAUGACGCUCGAACACGCGAGCUCAAAGCACUCAAUACCUCUAUAGAGUCUUUGACCAAGAAAGUACAAGAUAUGGAAAAGGAAUGCGAAAAAUUGUCUUCAGAGCUCCAAGAAUCGCGGAACAACUUGGAAAAAGUCCAGAACCAGCAGACAGAGGAUACUCGGAGUGUGGCGAGGCAACAGAAAAACACUGAGCGGUACAUGGCCAAACGACAGCUUCUGCUUAGCCGGAAGGACGAGUGCAAUCGGAAUAUUCGCGACCUUGGCGUUCUGCCUGAAGAGGCAUUCGAGAAGUACACGCACGAGAAGCUCGACAGGCUCGUCAAGAAACUGCAUGCCGUCAAUGAAGGGUUGAAAAAGUUUGCCCACGUGAACAAGAAAGCGUUCGAACAGUAUUCCAACUUCACGAAGCAGCGCGAUCAGCUCCUCAAACGUCGGGAGGACCUCGACAAGUCUGCCCAAUCCAUCGAGGAACUCGUGGAAGUAUUGGAUCAACGAAAAGAUGAGGCGAUCGAACGGACGUUCAAGCAGGUCGCGAGCAACUUUGAGGAAGUAUUUGAGAAGCUCGUGCCAGCAGGUAGGGGCAAGCUGAUCAUCCAGCGGCGCAUCGACCAGGUACAAGCAGAUGAGGCAGAAGGUAUUCCGCAAAAUACCAUCGACAAUUAUACUGGUAUUUCGAUCAAGGUAUCGUUCAACUCUAAAGUCGAUGAAGGUUUGCGGAUACAACAGUUAUCGGGUGGCCAAAAAUCACUUGUCGCUCUCGCUCUUGUAUUUGCUAUUCAGAAAUGCGACCCAGCACCGUUUUAUUUGUUUGACGAGAUCGACGCGAACUUGGAUGCUCAAUACCGGACAGCAGUUGCUUCCAUGAUUCAAUCGUUGGGAUCCACCGCCCAAUUUAUCACAACAACUUUCCGCCCUGAGAUGUUGGUCACUGCGGACAAGUUUUACGGCGUGCUGUUCAACAACCAGAAGAUCAGUUCAAUUCGGAGUAUCAAGCGGGAAGAAGCGAUGGAAUUUGUUGAUCAGGUCAGUCCGAGCGCGUUAUUCUUCUCCUCGAAUCCCGGAUUGAAAUGUCGUGCAUUUGUAGGAGGCGCAAGCUCAAUGAGGAUUUUCAUUCUUGUGAUGACGUGUAUGGACUUUGCUGUUUUCGUUAUAAUUGUGUAUGUUUAUGUAUGUCUCAUUGUCAUCACUUUCGCUGUUGUAGUUAGUCUCUCGCUUUUUAGGCUGCCGCAUCACAUGUUCGGCGUCUAUUUUCUCCAAAUCAGCAGCUCCCUCCACAUUGGUAAUCCCGCCGGUGUUACGCCGGGCAGAAAAAGUGAAAGAAGAUGA
Messenger RNA from Heterobasidion irregulare TC 32-1, 3894 nucleotides. RefSeq lists its product as uncharacterized. NCBI's taxonomy places the organism in Eukaryota, Fungi, Basidiomycota, Agaricomycetes, Russulales, Bondarzewiaceae. Gene Ontology annotation, biological process: mitotic sister chromatid cohesion. Gene Ontology annotation, cellular component: chromosome. The transcript has 16 exons. The record is from RefSeq and is a predicted model, not a curated record. Bases 1 to 3894 code for a protein of 1297 amino acids. Gene Ontology annotation, molecular function: ATP hydrolysis activity; protein binding; cohesin loader activity.